AUGGGAAGUGCCAAGCGAACCCUCAACACAACAACAAUACGCGCGACCGGCGAUUUUGAGCAUCAAGACCCGAAGAGUGAGGACGAGGUGGUCAACAUCACGUAUAUACUACGCGACGGCACAGAAAAGCAUAUCCGAGGCAAGAUUGGCGACAAUGUCAUGUAUCUCGCGCAUAGGUAUAAUAUCGAGUUGGAGGGCGCGUGUGAGGCAUCAUUGGCCUGCUCAACGUGCCACGUCUACGUCAACCAGCCGUUUUUCGAUCGUCUCGAUCAGCCGAAGGAGGAGGAAGAGGAUAUGCUGGACAUGGCGCCAGCCCUACAACCGGAUUCUCGUCUCGGCUGCCAGAUUGUGUUGAGAAGAGAUCUUGAUGGGAUUCGCGUCACACUACCCAAGAUUACACGCAAUUUCUACGUGGAUGGCCAUGUACCGCAACCACAU
Mesorhabditis spiculigera is the source of this 438-nucleotide messenger RNA. NCBI's taxonomy places the organism in Eukaryota, Metazoa, Nematoda, Chromadorea, Rhabditida, Rhabditidae. The record is from the annotation of a GenBank genome assembly.